This is a messenger RNA of Fusarium pseudograminearum CS3096, 1554 nucleotides long. RefSeq lists its product as uncharacterized. Bases 1 to 1554 code for a protein of 517 amino acids. Gene Ontology annotation, biological process: regulation of fungal-type cell wall biogenesis; cell wall biogenesis. The record is from RefSeq and is a predicted model, not a curated record. Lineage: Eukaryota; Fungi; Ascomycota; Sordariomycetes; Hypocreales; Nectriaceae. The transcript has 3 exons. Gene Ontology annotation, cellular component: mating projection tip.
AUGGAGACCUCUCUCGGUGCGACAAUUAGAUCUUUCUGGCAUACUAUGACCAGUUAUGACAGACACUCCUCAUUCGACUCCCCUUACCGAACCGGUCGCCAUGUCCCUCUGCAGGACGGUCGAGGUGGCAUCAUGACGGGUGUGGCAACAGCCUCUGACUCUCGAAACGACGUCUCAUCUCCGUAUACCGACGAAACAGGCCGAGGCUCCCCACGCCUGGACGCCAACACCUUCGCACCAACGGGUGCCCCAUACUCUCCCGGCCUGAGGUCAAUGAGCGCUCGCAAUGCCAGCCAGGGCGAUGGUUUCGAGGUGCAAAGCCCUGGUGACGUCCCGAUGCAGAACUUUAAUGAUGGCCUUCCACCUGCUCCCCCAGUCGCCCACUCCUGGAGGCGCAUAGAUUCCUGGGCCGAUGACAACUACCCGGAGCUUUUCGAUCAGCUUUGUGAGGGUGCUACCAACAACGACCUGAACGACCUGGAGCAUCAGCUUGACUGCUCCCUUCCUCAGGAUGUCCGCGACUCCCUUAUGAUUCACGACGGCCAAGAACGAGGAGGACUGCCCACUGGAAUCAUCUUCAGCCAUAUGCUACUUGACUGCGAAGAAAUUGUGCAAGAGUGGGACAACUGGAGGACUGUUAAUCAACAAUUGCUCGAGACCUCGGUCGCUAAGCCCUCUACCCCUUCCAAGGCUUUCGGCGGCAGCAAUGAGGCCUCUUCCUCCAAGCAAGGCGGUGGUGCUAGUAACAGCCCUGGCCCUUGGAGACAAGAUCUCAUGUCUCGCCAGGACUGUGUCCCUGCGAACGCUGUCCAAAAAGCAUACGCGCACAGCUCUUGGAUCCCUCUGGUUCGCGACUGGGGUGGCAACAAUCUGGCUGUUGACUUGGCACCUGGUCCUGGAGGCCAAUGGGGUCAGAUCAUUCUUUUCGGCCGUGACUACGACACCAAAUACGUUGUGGCUCGUUCUUGGUCUGCCUUCCUCGCUGUUGUCGCGGACGAUCUCAACAGCGGCAAGUGGUACGUAGACGAAGAUACUAGUGAGCUCAAGCUACGAGAGUUCAAGGAGACACGAGUCGAGCCCCCGUAUUUCAGCAUUUUGAGAUGGAGGAUGGACCAGAAGUACGGACGACGCGCCCCCUCCAAGAGACGAUCCAUGGGCCCCAAGCCCAGCUCUCCUCUGGGCUCGCGUUCUUCUUCCCCCUAUGGAAGCGGUGGUGAGAGCGAGGGCCGAGGUCGAUCUAUGCAGCGCCUGAGCGGUUCAUCUCCUUUGGCCAGCCCUCGACCCGGUGCUGGGCCUGGCUAUGGGAAAGCGACCCCUCUGAGUCGGGUAACGGAAGAGACAGCAAUCCCCGAGCUUGCCGACGCAUACAUCCAGCCUGAGAAGCUCGUAGAGGUUGAAACUCCUCGACAUAGCCAAGACAGCAAGACUCCCAAUGUGACCAGCAUCCCCCGCGUGGAAUCCGACCUCCUUAAGGUGGAGGAAGAGCCAUCGCCGAAGGCGAACGGCAAGAAGCCUGAGCUGGUGGAUGAACCAAUGAAGACCAUCGAGAUUUAA